Messenger RNA from Apus apus (common swift), 5101 nucleotides. It is a transcript of the gene PIK3C3, whose product is annotated as phosphatidylinositol 3-kinase catalytic subunit type 3. Gene Ontology annotation, cellular component: cytoplasm; phosphatidylinositol 3-kinase complex, class III, type I; phagophore assembly site. The transcript is spliced from 25 exons. Gene Ontology annotation, biological process: phosphatidylinositol-mediated signaling; endocytosis; autophagy of peroxisome. The record is from RefSeq and is a predicted model, not a curated record. Gene Ontology annotation, molecular function: 1-phosphatidylinositol-3-kinase activity. Bases 58 to 2685 code for a protein of 875 amino acids. Lineage: Eukaryota; Metazoa; Chordata; Aves; Apodiformes; Apodidae.
UGGGCCGGCGGGCGGCUCGGGCAGCGCUGCGGCGGCCGGCGGGGUCUGCCAGCAGCCAUGGGGGAGACCGAGAAGCUUUAUUACGUUUAUAGCUGCGACCUGGACAUCAACGUGCAGCUGAAGAUAGGAAGUCUGGAAGGGAAAAGAGAACAGAAGAGUUACAAAGCUCUCUUAGAAGAUCCAAUGCUGAAGUUCUCAGGACUGUAUCAGGAAACUUGCUCUGACUUGUAUGUAACUUGUCAAGUGUUUGCAGAAGGGAAGCCUCUUGCUCUUCCAGUUAGAACUUCCUACAAAGCUUUUAGCACUAGGUGGAACUGGAACGAGUGGCUGAAGCUGCCUGUGAAGUAUCCAGACUUGCCUCGCAAUGCGCAGGUGGCUCUGACCAUCUGGGAUGUGUAUGGACCUGGGAAAGCAGUUCCUGUGGGAGGAACAACUGUCUCACUCUUUGGGAAAUAUGGUAUGUUUCGUCAAGGAAUGCAUGAUCUGAAAGUCUGGCCCAAUGUAGAAGCUGAUGGCUCGGAGCCCACCAAAACUCCUGGGAGAACCAGCAGCACAGUCUCAGAAGAUCAAAUGAGCCGCUUGGCAAAGCUGACCAAGUCUCAUCGACAAGGUCACAUGGUGAAAGUAGACUGGCUGGACAGACUGACCUUUAGAGAAAUAGAAAUGAUCAAUGAGAGGGAAAAACGAAGUUCUAAUUUUAUGUACCUGAUGAUUGAAUUCCGUUGUGUCAAGUGUGAUGAUAAAGAAUAUGGAAUAGUUUACUACGAAAAGGAUGGUGAUGAGUCAUCUCCAAUUUUAACAAGUUCUGAAAUUGUUAAGAUUCCAGAUCCCCAGAUGUCGAUGACAGUGCCUAAGUACAGUUCUAGAAAAGAUUUCCAUUAUUGUGGAUGCCAAUUCAGUGGGACUGGUAUUGGCAGCUUUGGGAACCUUAAUGAGAACUUAGUAGAAAGCAAACAUCACAAGCUUGCUCGAAGUUUAAGAAGUGGACCUUCUGAUCAUGAUCUGAAGCCUAAUGCAGCUACACGAGAUCAGCUUAAUAUCAUAGUGAGUUAUCCACCAACAAAACAGCUAACAUACGAGGAACAAGAUCUAGUUUGGAAAUUCAGAUAUUACCUUACUCAUCAGGAGAAGGCCUUGACAAAAUUUUUAAAAUGUGUCAACUGGGACCUACCCCAAGAGGCAAAGCAAGCACUGGAGCUACUGGGAAAGUGGAAGCCCAUGGAUGUGGAAGAUUCUCUAGAACUUCUGUCGUCUCACUUCACCAAUCCAACAGUUCGGCGCUACGCUGUGGCCAGGCUUCAGCAAGCUGAUGAUGAGGAUUUGCUGAUGUACCUGCUGCAGUUAGUCCAGGCAUUGAAAUAUGAAAACUUUGAUGAUAUAAAAAAUGGACUGGAACCCAGCAAGAGGGACAGUCAGGGUUCAAUGUCAGAAAGCAUGACAACAUCUGGAACUAAUGGUGCAGAAAUAGACAGUUCCCAGAUCAUGAAUCCUGUUCCACCUGUUUCCUCGCCACCUCUACCUGCUAAGACAAAGGAGGUUUCAGACAAUGAAAACCUUGAUCAAGACCUUUGCACUUUCUUGAUUUCACGAGCAUGCAAAAAUUCCACACUGGCAAAUUACUUAUACUGGUACGUAAUAGUGGAGUGUGAAGACCAAGACACUCAGCAGAGGGACCCAAAGACUCACGAAAUGUACUUAAAUGUGAUGAGAAGAUUUAGUCAGGCUUUGCUGAAGGGUGAUAAGUCUGUCAGAGUUAUGCGUUCGUUGUUGGCAGCCCAGCAGACAUUUGUAGAUCGGCUGGUUCAUGUAAUGAAAGCGGUACAGCGUGAAAGUGGGAAUCGAAAGAAAAAGAAUGAGAGGCUUCAGGCAUUGUUAGCAGAUAAUGAAAAGAUGAAUUUAGCGGAUAUGGAACUUAUUCCACUUCCUCUGGAACCUCAGGUGAAAAUCAAAGGGAUAAUCCCUGAAAAAGCCACACUCUUCAAGAGUGCCUUAAUGCCUGCUCAGUUAUUCUUCAAGACGGAAGAUGGAGGCAAAUAUCCUGUGAUUUUUAAGCAUGGUGAUGAUUUACGUCAAGAUCAACUUAUUCUUCAGAUUAUUUCACUCAUGGAUAAGCUGUUAAGAAAAGAGAAUCUGGAUUUGAAGCUGACACCCUAUAAAGUGCUGGCGACUAGUACAAAACAUGGCUUCAUGCAGUUUAUUCAGUCAGUACCAGUUGCAGAAGUUCUUGCUACUGAGGAAAGUAUACAGAACUUCUUCAGAAAACAUGCACCUAGUGAGACUGGCCCUCAUGGAAUAAGUGCAGAAGUGAUGGACACAUAUGUUAAGAGCUGUGCUGGUUAUUGUGUAAUUACUUACAUCCUUGGUGUUGGAGAUAGACAUCUGGAUAACCUUCUGCUAACAAAAACAGGUAAACUGUUUCACAUUGACUUUGGUUAUAUUUUGGGUCGGGACCCUAAACCUCUGCCUCCCCCAAUGAAGCUGAACAAGGAGAUGGUGGAAGGUAUGGGUGGCACGCAGAGUGAACAGUACCAGGAGUUCCGUAAGCAGUGCUACACAGCCUUUCUUCAUCUUCGCAGGUAUUCCAACUUGAUCUUGAACCUAUUCUCCCUCAUGGUGGAUGCCAACAUUCCAGAUAUUGCUCUUGAACCUGACAAGACUGUAAAAAAGGAAAGUGGUCUUUCAUAAGAUAGCACUGUGCCUCCAUGAGACCUCUUGCCAGCCGCUGCUCCUUAUCAAGCAAGGACGGUGUCUCAUUUAUCAGGGUGGUUCCGAAUGAGGGGCUCUCCUUGUGAGAACAUGGUCCAGGUGGCUUACUGAAUGAAGAUCCCACCCAAGCACAAUGUCAAGUUUGUCAGGAUGGCUGUUUUGAAACAAUUAUUCAUUUUGGGACUUUGCAGUUAUUUAUUUGUAACUAGUGACUUCAGAAUACUUGCUCAUGUUUUCUGAGUUCUGAGCGAUUCCUGGAAUCAUUGAAGUUAAAGGUAGCAGAAUAGAUUUUUGAGUUCACUUAACACGUGUGCCCAUAAAUACAGAAUUGCUCUUUAUCGUCCGUACAGUAAGUGCACAGGCUGCUCUAGCUCUCUGUUACAAGUGGUGUUUUAGCAUUCUGUGAAGAACAGUGUUCCAGUCUUAAAAAACUUUUAUAAGUGAAGCAAUCAGUGCUGACUGUACUGUGAAGGACUACUCCAUCUAUUCUGGAAUCCUACAAGUCAUGGAUGGUUUUCUAAAGCCAGUCUACUGGUAGGUAUAAAACCAGUUUACUGAAUAUAUAAACCAGUAGUCUGGUAUAUGUUCAUCAACAAUUUUUUUUUACUGUGAGAACAAACACAUCUCUGAAGGGUGUCCCAUAAUUCUAAUUUUGUCCUUUUGUAUUAGCCUGAAUAAUUCUUCCCCGUUUGACAUUUCAACAACAACUGACAUUAAAAACACUGGAUGAAUGUUCAUCUAGAUUUCAUUACACUUAUAGUUUAAGCAAAUGUUGGCUUUUUUAUAACUUGUUUUAGAUUGAAAGGCUUUCUCUUCUAAAUCCACAAAAGACUUUGUGGAGCCUAUAUAUCCAAUGGAAGUCAGUUCAGUGUAAUUUUUGUUUGAGUAGUGGGUUUUCUCUAAAGUGGGCUUUUCUUUAGUGUUUUUGCUAAGCUAAGAAAGCGAAGAUUCAGAAUCUGUAAAUUAAUAUUUCAAGUUCUAAUACAGUGACCUGAAACAGUAAGGCAAGUAUUUUUUAUAAGGAAUACAAUUAACUUUCAAUUUUUAUUUUUUGGGGGAAGAAAAGAUAAUACUUUCCCAAAUUUUGUAGUUUCAUUUGCAGUGCAUUUGUUCCUUUAAAAAAUAAGAGCAAAACACACAAUAAGGUAUUAUGAGAAAGAUAACAGAAUUGUUUAGCUUUUUUGUAAAUGUUUUCUUUGUAAAUCAUUGACUUUUCAGCCCUUCCCCAAGUAUUGUUAUUUUAUUUAAACUUUCAUUUGACAACUCAGCUGUUUAACUCCUGUUAACUGUUCAGGUUUGGACCUUUUCGUUCAAAAUUUUGCCUUUGAAUACACUCCUGGAAUUUAUGUAAAAAUAAUACAUCUUAAUGGGGUCUCUAAUAAGUAGAUAAAUAGAGGAUCCCUUCCAUCAAGGAGUUGUUGACAUUAAGAUUUACUGUAUGCAUACAACUAUGUUAAAAGCUUCUAUGAAGUAAUUGUUUUCUUUUGUUCUCAAAUUUUGGUUUUACUUUUUUGGUUUAAAAAAGCAGUUAGCAAAUCAGCUGUAAAUGAGCUAGGAUCAGAAUAAUUUUAGAACAUGAUACAAUAGUGAACAGAUCAUUAUUGGGGGGAGUUUAAUACGGUGUUGGAAAACUCAUUCUGCAUAUUAUCUGCUCAUUAGCCUGUCUCAAAUCAGUUAUGAUCUUUGUUAGUACUAAUAAAAAAAGGAACAAGAUGUCUUGCAUCUCUUGGGCUGAGUGGCAAGUUUGUUCUGUCAUUUAACAAGAUAAUACUGUACCUUGUUGUAGGAAAAUUGAAUAAAUGCUUUCAGCGUCUCAAUUGAUUUUUUUUUUUUUUUUCCUUAAAGCUUUAAACAAAAAAUCCAUAUAUAUUUCAACAGACUCAAACUAGCUAAAGAUCCAUGUUGGACUGACCUGUAAAAGUAAAUUAUCUUUGAUGUGUGAGUCAGGUCAAUAUCCAUUUCAACUGUGAUAGCACUUUCAUGGAAGACAAAGGUGAAGAUUUACAAAUGUUUUUGUAUCUAAGAAGGUAUCCUGCCUUACAGUGUAGGUGGAAGUUCAUAGCCAGCUUUUCCCUAAUUGGUGCUCUAGUAACACUCAUUCUCUGCCUUCUGGAGCCCUCAUCUUUGCUUUAGGGGCCUGGCUGAACUGUUGAGGCUCUGGUCUCACAGGCAGCUGAAGUCAGGUCAAUGAGGUAACAAGAUAAAGGCAAUGUCAGCUACAUUUGGUGAUAAAUCAGAUUACUAAUCUACGGUUAAAUUACAGGGAAGAUUGCAUAGUAGAAAAAAUACACUUUUUUAAAAAAGAAGGCAGUGCUUACUGACUGAAGGUUGUAUUAUGUUUUGGUUUUUUUGAUGAAAAAUUGUUUUCGCAUAGAGAUGCUUGAUACUGAAUUUU